Candidozyma haemuli is the source of this 609-nucleotide messenger RNA. RefSeq lists its product as uncharacterized. The record is from RefSeq and is a predicted model, not a curated record. Gene Ontology annotation, molecular function: protein phosphatase inhibitor activity. The transcript has a single exon. Lineage: Eukaryota; Fungi; Ascomycota; Pichiomycetes; Serinales; Metschnikowiaceae. Bases 1 to 609 code for a protein of 202 amino acids. Gene Ontology annotation, biological process: regulation of signal transduction.
AUGUCUGAACCACGAGGAAUUCUAAGAAAUAAAGCUGAAGCCCGCCGCCUGUCGCUGAACGGUGAAGGGGACCUUGAUAGGUCGGAAGUUAUUAGGAACACUCGGUUAAAUGCACAAUUGAACGCCGAGUCUUCCAAAGGCGAGAGAAUAAGAGCCAAGAUCGCCGAGGCCAAGGGCUCUAAUGGCGACGAGAAGACGCCAGAACACUUGAAGUGGGAUGAAAUCAACUUGUACAAGACAGAACAAGAGAAGGCUGCUACUAUGAAGAUUGACGAGCCUAAGACUCCUUAUGAGGGAGGUUUCAACCCGGAAGGAGAGUACUACCAGAAUGACGACGACGAGGAAGAGGAGAUUCCCGACUUUUCUCUCGGAGAAGGACAAUUUGAUGGCGAAACCAAGCCAGAAGAAGAUGACAGGAUAAUCAGGGAUGAAGGGGCUAUCGAAGACGACGAGGACGACGCCGAGGAGGAAGAGGAGCCCUUGACAGCAGAGGAAAGACACAAGAAGUUUGAAGAGAUGCGUAAAGCCCACUACCAUCUAGCUGCCAACCCGCUCAAACACAGAAUUGAUGUGUCGGACGACGAUGACGACGAGUCUGGCAAAAACUAA